Molecule: messenger RNA, 6319 nt
Organism: Sitodiplosis mosellana (orange wheat blossom midge)
Lineage: Eukaryota; Metazoa; Arthropoda; Insecta; Diptera; Cecidomyiidae
Exons: 2
Biological process (GO): secondary metabolite biosynthetic process; amino acid activation for nonribosomal peptide biosynthetic process
Cellular component (GO): cytosol; cytoplasm
Molecular function (GO): catalytic activity; phosphopantetheine binding
Source: RefSeq, a predicted model, not a curated record
AUGUCUUUUGCUCAUCAGCAGUAUGAAGCUCCACAGGGUGAAAUGGAGGAAAAGCUGGCCGAUAUCUGGCGUGAACUACUUGAUAUUGAACACAUUAGCCGACAUGACAAUUUCUUCGCACUGGGAGGCCAUUCUCUGUCGAUUGUACGGCUUUUGGGGCACUUGAGACAGAAUGGAUUGGAUACUUUAGUACGGGAAGUGUUUGAUGCUCCCAAUCUGGCUAUGUUGGCUGCGACUCUCACUCGUUAUCAUGCAGUCACGAUCCCUCCGAAUCUUAUUACCACAGACUGCAUGGAAAUUACUCCAGAAAUGUUACCACUUAUCACUCUUUCUCAGGCAGAGAUCGACGCAAUAAUUGCACACGUGCCCGGUGGAGUAGCCAAUAUUCAAGAUAUUUAUGGCUUGGCGCCUUUACAGCAUGGUAUGUUGUUUCAUCAUAUAAAAGCCGAGAAGGGCGACCCAUAUUUGAUAGCAAGCCGUAUGCAAUUUAAUGAUCAGAUGGCACUUGAACGUUAUACAACCGCUCUACAACAAGUGAUUGAGAGACACGAUAUUUUGCGCACCGUCUUCAUCUGUGAAGGUAUCAAUGAGCCGGCACAGGUUGUGUUGCGGCAAGUUCCUUCGAUACUCACCGAAAUUUCAUUUGAGCAGUUAAACCACCGCUUUAAUUCACUUUACUUCCGUUUAGACUUGACAAAGGCACCACUUUUGCGUUUGCUGACAGCACAAACAUCUGAGGGGAGCUGGAUGGCGGUGCAACUGAUGCACCACACAAUUAUUGAUCAUUCAACACUAGAGAGACUACAUGCAGAAGUUAACGCCCUCAUUGACAGAAAGAUUGAAAAUUUGACAACGCCCACAUCAUUCCGUAAUCUUGUUGCUCACGCUCGACUAGGAAAUAGUCGAGAAAAGCAUACACGUUUCUUUAGUGAAAUGCUCGGCGAUAUUGUUGAGCCAACCUUGCCAUUUGGUCUGAGUGACGUUGCUCUUGACGGAACUGAGAUAAGCGAGACAUAUUUGAAGCUCCCACAGACACUCAAUGAUCAGCUACGAGAACAUGCACGGAAUCUGCACGUCAGUAUGGCUAGUAUAUGUCAUUUAGCUUGGGCACAAGUGCUAGCUCGAGCUAGCGGUUGUGAAUCGGUUGUCUUCGGUACCGUGCUCGUUGGUCGUCUACAGGCUGGAAUAGGAAAUGACAGUGUCAUGGGACCGAUGAUAAAUACGCUCCCAAUACGGUUAGAUAUUAAUGAGAAGAGCAUCAAGAGCGCAGUGGGAGAUGCGCAUGCUCGAUUGAGUAGUUUGUUGGCACACGAACAAGCAGUGCUUGCGUUCGCACAACGCUGCAGUAGAAUUCCAGCCGGCUUACCAUUGUUUAGUGCAUUGCUGAACUAUCGCCAUAAUCAGACAGCAGAAGAAAUAACGACGUAUCUUCCGGGAGUCAGGGUUAUGGAUAUUGAGGAGCGAACUAAUUACCCGUUAACACUGUCGGUUGAAGAUGAUGACGAUUCACUGGGACUGACGUCUCAAGUGGUUUCACCGAUUUCAGCAGCUCAGAUCGGUGCAUAUAUGCAACAAACCUUGAUAUCACUGGCUGAUAUGCUAACUCACAAGCCACAAAAACCAGUUCGAACACUAACAGUGAUUCCAUCGGAAGAACGCACAUUGCUGUUGCAUACUUGGAAUGAAACCACGUUUAUUUAUCCACCUACCCGCUGUCUUCAUCAAUCAUUUGAGGAACAGGUUGAGCACGAUGGAAAGGCAAUCGCCGUGGAGUGUGAUGGGAAUACUAUAAGUUAUACUGAACUUAAUGCGCAAGCCAACAAGUUGGCACAUUACUUGAUCGCAAGAGGUGUGAAACCAGAUGAUCGAAUCGCGCUUUGCACUGAGCGCAGUACAACAAUGAUUGUAGCAAUACUGGGCAUUCUGAAAUCUGGUGGCGCCUAUGUACCACUCGAUCCUGCUUACCCAAGUCAACGGCUAAGUAAUGUUUUACAGGAUGCUGACCCAAUAUUUUUGUUGUUGGACGCUAAUGGCCGGAAAACACUCGGUGAUCAUCAUGUACCAGAAGUUGACUUGGACAAAUCGUUGCCUGCCGAUUUUUCGAUCAAUAAUCCGGAUGCGACUGUACUUGGAAUCACUCCAAACCAUCUGGCUUAUGUGACUUAUACCUCGGGCUCAACCGGUGCACCGAAAGGAGUGAUGGUUGAACAUCACCAUGCAGCUCAACUAUUCCAAUCGAUAUGGGGUGCGCUGUCAAAUGGAAGUCAAUUGUUGAUUGUUCCAAACGAUAUAGCUCGUUGUAUGGACGAAUUCUAUGAUUGGGUCUGUACCAGGGAUGUUACUGUAAUAACUCAAACUCCCUCCAUUUUUAAAACGCUUCUUCGAGCGAGAAGUAUCCGUUCACGUUCCGACCAACUGCGAUAUGUGAUCUUUGGUGGUGAAGAAUUAGAACCAUCGAUUGUAAAACACUGGUAUGACAAAUACAAUAAAGGGAAAACGGUAUUGGUCAAUAUGUACGGCCCGACCGAAACAGUUAUGAUUGCAACCAGUUGGGUCUGUGGCAUCACAAUUCCUGAAAAUUCGCUGAUGCCCAUCGGUCGUCCACUUUUUAACAAACGAAUUUACCUGCUGGAUGCAGAGGGUGAACCAGUGCCAUUGGGAGCCGAAGGAGAAUUAUACAUUGGUGGUUCUGGUGUAGCACGAGGCUACCUUAACCGCCCUGAACUUACCGCUGAACGUUUUUUACGCGAUCCAUUCAGUGACAAUCCAUUCGCACGCAUGUACCGUACCGGUGAUCGAGCACGAUAUCUGCCUGAUGGUAAUUUGGUCUUUUUGGGACGCACCGAUCAGCAAGUAAAAAUACGCGGAUUUCGGAUUGAACCUGGUGAAAUUGAAGCCCAUCUUGUCAAAUAUCCUCAUGUGCACGAAGCUGUCGUACAAUCCUAUGGCAAUGGAUCAGAUGCUCGUUUGGUAGCUUAUGUAGUGGCCGAUGCAGAUACAACAUUAGCCCAGGAUCUACGCACCUAUCUCUUGGCCUUGAUACCAGAUUAUAUGAUACCAUCGGCUUAUGUGUUUCUUCCAUCUAUGCCACUCACACCCAAUGGCAAGUUGGACCGGCGAGCACUACCGCCUCCAGAUGAUGAGGCGUUUGCACGUCAACAGUAUGAAGCUCCACAGGGUGAAAUGGAGGAAGAAUUGGCCGAUAUCUGGCGUGAACUACUUGGCAUUGAACGAAUUAGUCGACACGACAAUUUCUUCGCGCUCGGAGGCCAUUCUCUAUUAGUCGUACAAUUGUUGGCACAUUUGCGACAGAUUGGACUGGACAUCAUGAUAAGGAAUGUGUUUGAUGCUCCCACUUUGGCCAUGAUGGCCUCACAUAUUUACCGUUAUCAGAAAAUGAUCAUCCCGCCCAAUUUGAUUACCACAUGCAGCACAGCGAUUACUCCAGAAAUGCUACCGCUUAUCAAUCUUUCUCAAGCAGAGAUUGAUGCAAUUAUUGUACAGGUACCUGACGGAUUAGCUAAUAUUCAAGAUAUUUAUGGAUUGACGCCUUUGCAGAACGGCAUGUUAUUUCACCAUAUUAAAGCUGAACGUGGUGACCCAUAUUUACUAGUAAGCCGACUCAAUUUUAUUGACCGAAUAACGCUUGAACAAUAUGCAGAUGCCUUGCAACAGAUAAUUACUAGACAUGAUAUCUUUCGCACAGUCUUCGUCUGGGAAGGUCUCAGUGAACCGGCGCAGGUCGUUCUGCGUCGGGUUCCUCUGCUACUAACCAAAAUGCCAUUAGUGCAGUUAAAUCAGAGAUUUGAUGCACAUCACGAUCGUUUAGACUUAACACAGGCACCAUUAUUGCGUUUGCUGGCCGCGCCAACGGCUGAGGAGAGCUGGGUUGCGAUACAACUUAUGCACCACUUAAUAAUUGAUCAUUCAUCACUGGAGAGACUAUUGGCAGAGGUUCACGCUAUUAUGGAUGGAAAGACUGAUAAGUUGACAACGCCGACAUCAUUCCGUCAUCUCGUGGCCCAGGCUCGACUAGGAGUAAGUGAAGCUCAGCACACACGUUUCUUCAGUGAAAUGCUCGGUGAUAUUGACGAGCCAACCUUACCAUUUGGUCUGAGUGACGUUGGCUUGGACGGGACUAGAAUGAAUGAAGCAGAGCUGAAGUUGCCACAAAAACUCAAUGAACAUUUAAGAGUGCUUGCACGGGAGCUACAAGUCAGUAUGGCUAGUAUUUGCCAUUUGGCCUGGGCACAGGUACUUGCUCGUGCUAGUGGACUUGUGGCGAUAGUCUUUGGCACCGUGUUGCUGGGCCGUUUGCAGACCGGCGAGGGCAACAAUAAUAUAAUGGGACCGAUGAUUAACACCCUACCGAUUCGGAUAGAUAUUGACGAGAGCAGUGUCGAGACUGCAGUACGCCAUACCCAUUCACGGUUGAGUGCAUUGCUGGCACAUGAACAUGCACCACUUGUGUUAGCACAACGCUGCAGUAGGUGUACGGCAGGUAUGCCACUAUUCAGCGCAAUACUGAACUAUCGCCAUAAUCAAAAGAGUGGGCCGGUCGCUGCGUCACUUCCUGGAGUAACUUUCGUUGGCGGUACGGGACGAACUAAUUACCCAUUGACACUGUCGGUUGAAGAUGAUGGUGAUUCGCUGGGUCUGACGGUUCAAGUAACUACACCAAUAUCAGCAACUCGGAUCUGUUUCUAUAUGCAACACGUUCUGGAAUCAAUGAAAAACUUACUAAAUCUCGAGCCAAAGCAACCAGUUCGAACAUUGGCAGUAUUGCCACCGGAAGAGCGCAAGAUGCUGCUAUACAGCUGGAAUCAAACCAGGGAAACCUAUUUACCUGUCCACUGUCUUCAUCAAUUAUUUGAGACCCAUGUGGAACGUGACGAUCAUGCAAUUUCUGUGGAACAUAAUGGAGUGAGUCUAAGCUAUGCUGUACUCAACGCCCAGGCCAACAAAUGGGCCCAUUACUUGAUUGUGCGGGGCGUAAAACCAGAUGAUCGCAUCGCACUUUGCGUCGAACGCAACAUAACAAUGAUCGUGGCAAUUCUGGGUAUUCUAAAAGCUGGUGGCGCUUACGUACCACUUGAUCCUGCUUACCCAAGUCAACGGCUUACCAAUACUCUUAAGGAUGCCUGCCCUAAAUUCCUGUUAGCAGAUACUACUGGCCGUAAAGCACUCGGAGACCAUCAAAUACCAGUGGUUGACUUGGACAAACAAUUGCCUGUCGAUUUACCAGUCGAUAAUCCCGACACGACAAAGAUUGGACUCUCCCCGAACCAUCUAGCCUAUGUUAUUUACACCUCUGGUUCAACAGGAACACCGAAAGGAGUGAUGGUUGAACAUCAACAAGUCGUGCGACUGUUUGAGGCUGCACAAAAAAUGUUCAGUUUCAAUAAACAGGACAAGUGGUGUUUAUUCCAUUCGUUUUCUUUUGACUUUUCCAUUUGGGAGAUUUGGGGUGCAUUAUCGAAUGGAAGUCAACUGUCAAUUGUACCAUACGACACAACUCGUUCUACGGAUGAAUUUUAUGAUUGGGUCUGUGCCAGUAAUAUUACUGUCCUAAAUCAAACUCCAUCGGCAUUUAGAAUGUUCAUGCGAGCAAAAAAUAUCGAUUCGAGAUCGAAUCUACUACGUUAUGUGAUCUUCGGUGGCGAAGCGUUAGAUCCGUCGAUUGCAAAGGACUGGUAUGAGAAAAACAAUACAAGUCAAACAGUAUUGGUCAAUAUGUAUGGCACAACGGAAACAACAAUUCAUGCUACCUACCAACGACUUGAAGCUUCUGAAAAUAUAUACUCAAUUGGACGACCUAUCGCAGAUCUUUGUGCAUAUUUGCUUGAUGCACACGGUGAGCCAGUACCAUUGGGAGCUGAGGGAGAAUUGUAUAUUAGUGGUGCUGGUGUGGCACGUGGCUACUUGAACCGACCUGAACUUACCGUGGAACGUUUUCUAUCCGAUCCAUUCAGUGACAAUCCAUCGGCACGCAUGUACCGUACCGGUGAUCGAGCCCGAUAUCUGCCUGAUGGUAAUCUAGUGUAUUUGGGCCGGACAGAUCAACAAGUUAAAAUCCGAGGAUUCCGAAUUGAGCCUCGUGAAAUUGAAGUCCAUCUAAUCAAACAUCCGCAGGUGAGUGGGGCUGUUGUACAAUCCUAUGGCAAUGGAUCAGACGCUCGUUUGGUAGCUUAUGUAGUGACCGAUGCAGAUACUACAUCGUUAGCACAGAAUUUACGCACCUAUCUAUCGACUUUACUGCCUGACUAUAUGACACCAGUGGCUUAUAUGUGCUUACCGUCCUUACCUUUAACACCCAAUG